AUGGACGCUGUCUUCUCCGUCCAUGUUGGCACCCUUGUCGGCGCGCUGCCGUACGAAAAGGUGGCGCCCGGCGAAUGCGUCACGCUUCAUGGCUCGAGCGUGUGCGGCCUGCGCGUGGCGGAAGACCCGCUGGGAAAUCUCGUCGCCGACGCGAUGCGCUGGUCGGCACAGACGGAAUGCGCGCUCGCGAAUGGAGGGAUGAUUCGCGCAGCGCUACCAGCGGGCGCCGUCUCUCAGAAGGAGCUUGUCGAGAUGUUGCCCUUCCAGAAUGAGGUGACAAUCGUGCGGCUGAGUGCGGCCGACCUGUUUGCGGUGCUCGAGGUCAGCAUCUCCGGGCUCGCCGCAGUGACGGCCGUCUCAGCACCUCUUGGCCGCUUCCUCCAGGUCGCCGGCCUCCGUUUCGAGUGGUGGUAUGAGUCGGGUGGCAUCCCACUUGUGCAUGCCGUGCAGCUCGAGGGUUCAGACGGCACACUGAGGCCGCUAUCGCGCACAAACACCUCCGAGGUCACUUGUGCCGUGCCGUCGUUCCUUGCCAGCGGCGGCGAUGGCUACUCGGUGCUCGGCACAAAAUCCUCCACAGGGACCGGGUUGCAGACCGCGGUGGCGCUGGCCGACUACUUCGCGGCCGCCGCGGGCGUGCUUGACCCGCGGGUUGAGGGACGUAUCAGCCGGAUCGCAAAGCCGCGCUACCGCCCGGCGACGGUAAACAUUGGGCUGCUUGCGCCGAUGUUCUAUCCCGACGGCACCAUCGACCUUUCCACUACGUCGUGCCGCGCCGCCUUCCUCCUCGCUCUCAACGAGAUCAACGACAAGCAAGACGGCGUCGCCGACACGCUGCUCCCCUUUACCCAGCUGCGCUUCGCCUACCGCGAUUCGAAGUGUGACCCCAUCUACGGCUUGCGCGGCGCCGUUGAGCUCUCGCAGAAUGCGUUUGGCGAUGGCGUCAGCGCCAUCAUCGGCGCGGCCUGCUCCUCCGCGUCCACCUGGGCUGCCACCGCUGUUGCCGACAUGCCGAUUCUCUCGAGCUCCGCAACGGCUGCCACGCUGAGCGACUCGACGCAGUACCCGUCGUUUGCGCGUGUUGUGCCGUCAGACAACUUUCAGACGCAGGCGAUGGUCGACCUCCUCGUCAACCUGUGGGGUUACACGAGGGUUGCCCUCGUGAGCAGCACAGACGCGUACGGCACGGCGGGCGCGAAAUCGUUCACCCGGUCUGCGCGCGCGGAGAGUCUCGAGAUUCUCGCUGACGUGCGUUGCACGGAUGGCGAGGCGGACCUUUCGCUGCAGUUGUCGACGCUUCGCAACUCGGGCGCGCGCGUCAUCGUCAUCAUAUGUCCCGACCCCCCCAGCGCCAGCCGCUUCCUCGCCGAAGCGUACGCCGCCGGCAUUGGCGGCCCUGGCUACUUGUGGCUCGGAGCCGAUGCUGUGACACAGCCGCAGACGUUCGACAGCGUUGAGCUCGCGCCCAGUGCGACGCAGCGCGAGCGCAUUGCACAGGGCUUCUUUGGGACGACCGCCGCAGAACCGAGUGGCACGAGGUACGACAAUUUUCUUACGCGGCUGCGCGCAAUGCCGUCGACGAGCGACACCACAUCCCCCGGCAGCUGCAAUUUGCAGUUGGAUGACGAAGGAGGUUCGUAUGUGUGGGCGGGGGAUCACGACGGCAAUGCGAGCACGCAGCUCUUAUGCGCCGGGUUCAACGCGACAAGCAUCUCGGAGUGGGCCGCAUAUGAAUACGACGCCGUGUAUGCGCUCGCGCACGCGAUCCACGAUCUGCUCGAGGUUCAGCAGAAGAGCGCCAUCGUCGGCGCCGAGCUGAUCGCCGCCCUAAUGGAGCGCGUCAGCUUCGAGGGCGUGACGGGGCUCAUCGAUCUCCACACCGGAGACUCGAACGGUGUGUAUGGAGCCCACUCAUACCGUGGCGACCGGCAGGUAGGCGUCGUCUACGAUGUCAAGAAUGUUGACGCCUCGGGGCAGCUCGUGACCAUCGGCAGGUGGGCGCCGUGCGCCACCUGCUCGUUCGCGCAGCGAUGGGAACAGGUUGCCCCUCUGGUGUACUCCACGGGUGGAGCGACGUCGCCACGACCGGAGGUGCUUGUUGCUGAUCCAUCGUCCAACUCCGCCGGGCCGAUCAUCGCCAUCGCGGUAUCAGCCACUUUUGGGCUGACGCUAGCCGUGCUAUUAUCAUGGCGGCGCAUCGUCAACAUCAGCGUCAAGAAGAUCGAGCAGUGGUGGGGGCUCCCCGCAGUAAAGAAGAGCAAUGAAGCCGAGAAGGAACGCAAAUGUUGCUCCUUCUGGUUCGUGCCCGCCGACUUUGUCGUUGAACUCGCAGGGGCUAUCGGCGAGGCAGCGGGCGCAGAAGAAGAAAAGUCGAGCUCUGGUUCGAAUAGCGGUGGCAACAGGCGCUCAAAGUUCCUCGCCCAGUAUCUCGACGCGAGCACGCCCACGACGACCUUAAGCAGGUGUUUUGCCCGCUUGCAGCAAGUCAGAGAGGCGACGAGCUCGCUCCCAACGGCGAAGGUGCACCCGGCAGCAGACGGCGCGGCGCCAAAGCUUCACAGGCAACGUUCACUUGAGAGAUGGGUUUCCAGCCCUCAAGAGAGCGAGAGGGAAAAGCUGAUGCGGCUGUUGACCGACGUGCGCAAGUCGGAGGGCCCUGCAUUCGCGCGUGCCAUCGCCGCGUCCAACCUCACUUUCCGUGCUCUCAAGAAGGCGGGCGUGCUGGUGCGGCGCGAAAUCUACGUCGAAGAUGCUUUCCGUGGCAAGUAUGCGCAAGAAUACCUCGCGGUGAGCCACCGCUGGAUGAUUGCCGAAGCACCCGACGCGGCGACGGGGGCCGAAUGCGCGCAACUCGACGCUAUCGCGAAGCACUUGCUUAGUCAGCCCGAGUUAACUCGCCCGAGGUUCGUGUGGUUCGACUUUUGGUGCAUGCCACAACACUCCCGGGUCGACCACACGGCGUACCUGUUUGUGCUUCGAUCGAUGCUGUACCCUAGCAGACGGUUGGCCUGCUUGUACGAUGCGAUCGCUUCUGUCUUCUCCCUGCUGAGGACGUAUGCCACAGCACCCGCUGCGGAGGGCGAGGGGAAACGCAAACGCAAGUGCCGGCGCACGCCGCUCGAGGACGAAUCGUUCUACUGGAUGCUGGAGAAUAUGUCAAUGCUAUACGUUGGUUGCGCCGUCCUCAUCCUCCUCGAUCGCGCCUACCAAUCCCGCUUCUGGACAAGCUUUGAGGCGUGGCUCGCCUUGCGCACCGCCACCGCCGAGGGUCUCGUGAAUACGCCUUGCCCAACCGACACUGGGGCCACGGAAGGUGGGCUGGCGCAACUAUCGCCGCGCGCGAGCGUCGCGACCGUGUACGGCGCGCCUGGCGCGCUAAUUCAGUCGCUGCAGGAGGAAUGGGCAAUGUGCACUCGUGAGGAGGCGCGCGAGAAGCUCAGGUCGCCCGACGUGAGCGUGUCCAACGGAAAGGAUAAGGAAAUGCAGUUGGGCAGGUGGGAGGGCGACAAAGUGAUUGAGUGCAAAAUCUUUGAGCUUGACGACCUCGCACAAGAGGGCGACACCCACCCGGCGGCCGUGGUGAUGAUAAUCUCCACAACCGAGGCGGACGCCGUGCUGAGCCGGAGCGGGCUCACUGCCGCGCAGCUGCUGGCGCCGUUUGCGCGGGCGGACCCCGGCCUGACGGUGCAGACGAGCGGCGAGCCGUACCGGCUGCGGCGCUUCUGCAUGCGCUUCGAGGCGGCCGGCGACAUCCGCGCGGCGUCGCCCGAGGAGUCUGAGCGGCGGCUGCUCGCCCUCGUGGCGGCGCACGACACGUCGCAGCCGCUGCAAGAGCAGCGCACGGCCGCGCUGGCGCCGUGGCUCGCGCCGGUGCACGAGGCGCUCUCGGCGGAGCUGCGCUACGCCGAGCACGCGGGGCACGAGUACCCUGCGCUGCACGAGCUCGGCCGCGCGCUCGGCCCGGCCGCCUGCCACAUGCUGCCCGUCAACUCGGCACCCGGCCCGUCGCCGACGCCGCACGCAGAGUGGGCCUCGGUCACCGCACCGCCGGGCGCGCCUGCCGCCGGAGCGCUGAUGAGCGAGUCUGACGUCGCCGGCAUCGCGGGCUUCGCGCGAACGCAGCUCUGCCGCGCCGUGAUCCACCAGCUGCAAGGCCGGCUGCAGGCCCUCGAGACGCUCGUCAAGGAGAAGCGGCAGGGCCUCAAGAACACCUUCCGCUCGUGGAUCGGCGCCAAGCGCCUCUCCUCGCCCGGCGGCGCCUCGGCUGGCGGCGGCCCCUCGGCUGGUGCUCUCGUCUACCCGAGCACCUGCAUCGAGGAGAAUAGCGGCUCCCCACCGCACGCACCACCCCUUCCUCCUUCCCCCCUCGCCGCGCACCUGCGGCAGGUUGCCGAUUACGCCCUCCUGCUGCGCGACUACUCGCUCGCGCUGCAGUACUACCGCGCCGCUGCGGCAGAGUUCAAGGCGGACAAGGCGCGCACCGACGGCCUGCCGGCAGCCAGCUCAGCGAGCCCCAGUCUUGAGCGACUCGUGUGCCUCCUCCAGGCCGAGGACCCGCGCGGCGCCGCCGAGGCAGCGGAGAAGGCGGCCAAGGCGUACCUGCUAGGCAAGGCCAAAGACGGCGACCGCGCGGUCGCUCGCUCGCUCGUCAACCAGUCGACGCAGGAGUCGCCCCUCUUCUCCGCCAUGCUGCUCGAGCAGGCCGCCCGUUGCUUCGUCUCCUUCCACGCCGCGCCGAUGCACAGGCAGCAGCAGCCGCGCGACAUGCCCCUCGCCGGCCCGCUGCAGCCCCCUCCGCCAGACCUUCUCACACCUUCCCGCAGGCAGCACGCGCUCUACAUGGUCCUCGCCGGCUUCCGCUUCCUGUCGUGCGGCCAGCGCCGGCUGGCGGCGCGCGCCUACUCGUCGGCGCUCCGCGUGUAUGAGGGGCGCGGCUGGACGCACAUCGAGGGCCACGUCUGCUCCGCCCUCGCGCGCAACUACGCCGCUCUCGGGCUCGUCGACCUGUCGGAGCGCGCCGCCGCCGCCCGCGCGCCCGCACGCCCGUUUCCCGGGAGCGCUGCCCUCACCCCCGCCCUCUCUCCGCGGCAGGUUGCCUUCUUCCUGCGCCUGCUGCGCAACGGCGCCCAGCCCUCCGAGCGGCUCGCCGGCUGCCUGCGCGAGCUCCGCUCUCUCGUCGCGAAGCAGCCGCGUGCCGAGCGGUUCGAGGCGCUGCCGCUGCCGCGCUUCCGCAACGAGAGCAUCGCGGUCCUCCUCAACGACAAUGGCGCGGUGGGCGGCGUCGCCGAGGCGGCUGACGACGAGACGACCACGCUGUCCGCCUCGCACCCGCUCUGGAAGCCGCUGAUCGAGCCGCUGCUGCCGCCGUCCGAAGUUGCCCUCGGCAACUGGCUGACCGGGCCGCGUGCGGCGGCGGCGUCGGCGGCGGCGCUCCCGUGCGCCGUGGUUGGCGAGUGGGUGCAGCUCGCCAUCAGCGUCGAGAACCCGACGCAGCUCUCUCUCGAGCUGAGCGAGGUGCGGCUCGUCUGCACCUUCUCGGGCACGGAGGGGGCGGAGGGCGGGGCGGGGGGCGGGGCGGGGGGCGGGGCGGACGGGCCGCUCGAGCUCGAGAGCGUCGGCCUCGUCCUCGAGCCGGGCCAGACCGCGAGGCUGCGGCUCGGCGCGCAGCGGACCGGCCGCGAGUACUCCUUCUCGCAGAGCCUCUCCCUCUCCGUGACGCGCCGGAUGCCGCUGCUGCGCGCGUCGCUCGAGGGGGCGCCUGCCGAGCUCCUGCUGGGCGAGACGGUGCACGCGACGCUCCGCCUCUGCAACGAGGGCUCGAUGCCGCUCAGCUCGCUGCGCGUCCGCCUCUCGCACCCCGCGUUUUGCGUGCUCGGCGAGCCGCUGCCCGGCGGCGCCUCCGCUCCCGCCGCGGCGCCGGCGCCCACCGGAGCGGGCGAGACGCUGCUUCACACCAGGAGGCCCGCCCGCCCGCCCGGCGCCGGGUCCGACCCGACGAUGGCGACGGUGGCGCUGCCCGGCGGGCAGCUGGUGCCGGGCCAGAGCCUGGCGAUGCCGCUCUGGGUGCGCGCCGCCGAGGCGGGCCGCCACUCGCUCCACUUUGCCCUCGUCUACGAGCCGCUCGAGCCGCGGCCGCAGCUCAAGCGGCGCGUCUGCCCGCUCUCGGUGCAUGCGUGCCGCCACGUGCUCGGCUUGCACGUGCGCCGCGACUCGUCCGAGGGGCCGCCCGAGGGGCCGCGGCUGCGGCUCGCGCAAGUCUCGAGCGUCUCGCAGGGGUGGGAGCUCGCCCCGCUCAGCGGCCGGUCCGCCCCGCCGCCCGCCCUCGCCGCGGGGGAGGAGUGCGUCGUCCACCUUCGGCUGGGUCAGGCGGCGCAGCACGGGCCGGGCGGCGGCGCGCCCCUCCCCUUUGUCCACUCCGAGCUGCGCUUCGGCGGCGGCGGCGGCGGCGCGCCGGUCGACUCGCGCGCGGUGCCGCAGCUGCGCUUCCUCGAGCAGGACGCCGCCGCCGCGGUGAGCCCCGGUAGCGCCGACGACGACAAGUACGGCCGCGCCUCUCCCACUCCCUCGCCCGAGCCGCGCGACGACCUCUCCGCCGCGGCGCUCCUCCUCCACUGGCAGACGGAGGACGGCGGACGGCGCGGGCAGCUCCAGGUGACGUGCGUGCGCGUCGGGGUGGACCUGGCGCUCGCUGCGCCGGCGAGGAGGCUCGCGGGCCGGUCGCCAGCGCCCGGGGCGGGCAGCUCCCCGCUGCCCUCGGCCGCGGCGCUCGCGGCGGCGCUGCACCUCGCCGUGGUGUGCGAGUCGUGCGCCGUCUGCCGCCCGCCCGAGCCGUGCCUCCUGCCCGUCACGCUGCACGUCCGCAACUCCUCCGACGCGCCCCUCGCCUUCAACUUCGCGGCCGGCGCCGCCGCAGAGCCGGAGGGCGGCCAGUCGGCGGCGGCCGAGGGCGGCGGGCAGUACGCGUGGCUGGGCACCACGCGGCUGACGCGGCACUGGCUCGGGCCAGGCCAGACCGCCGAGCUGAAGCUGCACGCGGCCUUCGCCGGAGUCGGGGCCGCGGUGCUCGAGGGGCUGUCGGUGGCGGUGUGCGGGUGGCGGGACGCAGGCGGCGAGCCCACCUGGCUCGACGAGCCAGCCCUGUGCGACGGGCCCCCGCCGUGCACCGUGCGCGUCAAGCCCGGGCUUUAG
Emiliania huxleyi CCMP1516 is the source of this 7188-nucleotide messenger RNA. It is a transcript of the gene TRS85, whose product is annotated as trafficking protein particle complex 8. The record is from RefSeq and is a predicted model, not a curated record. Gene Ontology annotation, cellular component: cytoplasmic vesicle; phagophore assembly site; membrane. The transcript has 10 exons. Lineage: Eukaryota; Haptophyta; Isochrysidales; Noelaerhabdaceae. The coding region runs from base 1 to 7188 and encodes 2395 amino acids. Gene Ontology annotation, molecular function: G protein-coupled receptor activity; hydrolase activity. Gene Ontology annotation, biological process: G protein-coupled receptor signaling pathway; nucleotide catabolic process; protein localization to phagophore assembly site.